Messenger RNA from Photinus pyralis (common eastern firefly), 2926 nucleotides. RefSeq lists its product as uncharacterized. The transcript has 7 exons. Gene Ontology annotation, molecular function: protein binding. Lineage: Eukaryota; Metazoa; Arthropoda; Insecta; Coleoptera; Lampyridae. The record is from RefSeq and is a predicted model, not a curated record. Bases 289 to 1215 code for a protein of 308 amino acids.
UGUAAAAUCACAUUCGGGUUAAACAUCGUUACAAACACACAUAUCUGAACUCAAUACAGUUAACGUUGAACUAAAUGUGCAAAUAUCGUUAUUUUAAAUAGCAAUGAGUCAUAUCGUUGAGGUGAGCGAGACGCCUUUUUGGUUCGCAGGAUGAAAUAAACGUGUCGGUGUUGUUUAUCGAAUUUUUAACCUCGCCGCCGGGGCUUGCGAUGUUAUUGAAAAUAUUCUUUGAGUGCCGCCAGGAACCGUGUAUAUAGUGUGAUGUGACUUUAGUGGCGAGUAGAAGAAAUGCAACGGGAAAAUAGGGGGCCCGGACCCCCUUGGGGAAUGUUUUUAAUCUCCAUAUCUUUCCUGCUGGGAAUUGCUACCCUUUCCGCCGCAGAGAAAAGCAAAUAUUAUUCAAUGCAAGCUCUCUGCAAGAACCACUUCCUUCAGCAAGUUUAUCGCAAAAUCGACGGUGCUUUACUUUGGUCACAAAAUGAAAGAAACCUAGAUUGCGUUGUAACCUUUCAGACGCAUUCGAUACUUCAGCGAUUUAUGCUAAGAUUCGAUUUUCUACAAUUAGACUGCAACGAUCAUCUGUAUAUUUAUGACGGUGCACAUCCUGUAGGGACUUAUAAGUCUGAUUUAACAUGCAAGAAUACGAAGCAAAAGCUGGGGGUGAUGUUCACGAACACAAAUUAUGUAACACUCAAAUACGUCACCGAUGGAUGGGGUACCGACUCGAAUGGAUUUAAAUUAGUUAUAACAGCCGUUAAGGACAUCAAGCAUACAUGUACGGAAUAUCAAUGUAAAUUAAGAAAAUUGUGCAUUGCGACGGAUUUGCUUUGCGACGGUAUUAAUCACUGCGCCGAUGGAUCAGAUGAAUCGUCCAACACACUAUGUCAAAACAACGAGUCCGGCCCUAUUCUCGGUUUAGAAGUAACAGGAUUCGUCGUAGUUGUAGUAAGCAUCCUUUUAGUAUUAUUAUUCCUCAUCGCGGCCGUUGCGAUUUGUAUAUGUAGAAGAGGAGGAAAUGCGAGACCUCGUAACUCGACGCAACAGCAAAACGCAUCGUAUUCACUUCAGCAAAUGUAUGGCUCCAAUGGAGCGAUGAAGCAGCAAGGCUCAAUGACAACUCUCCCCAUACAGGGAAACUGGUGCCACCCUGCGGGCCCACUAGGGUUCCGCCACAGCACGCCGCCCCGGGCCCGCCUCUACUGCCUGGCAAAAUAAGUCACGCACCCGCCAAUGGUGGUGAUGCGGACCUCGUCACGCAAAACCAACAGAAGGACGAGUGGUUCGUCUAGCAGUAGGGGCGGCCGGGUCGUAGCCUGCAGGGUGAGUCGGGUGCAGAACCCAGCGCUCGACCGAUAGCAUAAUUUUUCUACGUGUUUCAUUUAUCGACGACUACAAUGGAAGACGUGAGAUUCGGCUGGUAAAUUAUAGAUUUUAUGGACAAUUAGAAAAAAAACUAAAUCACUAACAUAGUGUAAAUCUUUGAUAUCUUCCCCAACCUUUCCCUCCCACCCCAAAAAACCCGGAGUGCUUGUUAAACCCUUUUGCAACUUUUUAUAACGAAAUAGGUUAACUUUCUUAAGACUAAUAAAGGAGAUCGGGGUUGAGAGAAUAAAGCAGAACGGUAGAAAAUUUGUAGAAUUUCUAGGUGAGUGUGAAUGACAAUACCACCAUUAAUUUUUAAUACACCACAUAAAAACAAUUAGAGUGUAUGGUGUAAGUAGCCUAAACGUAGCGGGUCUUAGUAACUGCGUUCGAUUGUGGUCAAAAAGCCUCGAUUUGCUGCGUUGUUCAAUGUAAAGUUUUCAGCUCACAACUGCCGAAUGUUAAACCGCUUCGAACGUGGAUUAAAAACAAUUAGACGAGUUUGAAUGUUUAACUUAAGGGAGAUAUAAACCUUCAAACUGAUCGAAAAACGUUAACGCACACCGCCAAUAGACAAAUACAAACAUAAUAACCUUAAAUUGGUCGAGAAUUGACCAUAUUUUCUAAAAUUUAUAUUUGAGUUUUGAAUUUGUCUAUCCUAUAAAUAAAUGUAAUUAUUACCUUAGAGUAUAUUAAUAUAACAAGAAAGCUAUGAAGUUAGCUAUAAAAUUUUAGCGUAAUUGUUUUUGUUUUUCAAAGUUGACCUUUCAUACCAUUUUUACACUAAAGUAGUCCGGAGUGUUUAGUAAUCCAUUGCUAGGGACUAUUUAAAGCUUGGCGGUCGAUAUAGGAGCUUCGUUUUUACCAUAAAACGCUUACGUCUUGUGAGCAAAUUUCAGAGGUUGUCGGUUAAUUAAUAACAAAGUGGCAAUAUCCCUUCACCUAACCAUAUCAGAGCAUGUCGAAAGUGUUUGUUUUUGUGUGAUUCAGAGCCGUUUUAUUCUGCGGCCCUAAAUAUCUACUUGUAGUAAUGGUUUUGUAAUGCAUAAGUCUCAAAAGGGCUUCUGUGACGGGUCUUGACUAACACUAGUAGAUACCUACCACCAUUCUCGUCUUCUUAUAGUUCUAAAUGUGAUCGUUUCUAUUAUACUCGCAAGUUCCAAUUUAAACUCUUCACAGAACCUCCUUUGGGGUUUAAUGCAAGUAUACCUACAACGGAAAUGUGAAAUUCCCGUGAUAACCCGCACAUAUCUAAUCCCCAAAAAAUAAUCCCGCACAUAUCAUAUACUGCAAUUAAUUUUUCCAGAUGUAAUUUGCUCUCAAGAAUUCAUAAUUUUGUGUGAUGUCAAAUGUAUACCGCGCUAACGAAAAUGCCAAUUAUGUACCUACCUACUAAUAAAAGUCACGGCAACCAUCUACAUGUUCGCAAAUUUUGUAAUCGUCAUUUUCAUUGCAAAAGACGCAAUCACCUUUUUUAUAGUUACGUUUCGAAUUUAUCGCAAGGAAAAUGACGAAGAUUUCACUCCGUAAAAUCAUCAGUAUUUUAAUAUAUAGACAAGAUAAA